This is a messenger RNA of Toxoplasma gondii ME49, 9910 nucleotides long. Its product is annotated as protein phosphatase 2C domain-containing protein. The transcript is spliced from 3 exons. The record is from RefSeq and is a predicted model, not a curated record. NCBI's taxonomy places the organism in Eukaryota, Apicomplexa, Conoidasida, Eucoccidiorida, Sarcocystidae. Gene Ontology annotation, molecular function: protein serine/threonine phosphatase activity. Bases 4011 to 8522 code for a protein of 1503 amino acids. Gene Ontology annotation, biological process: protein dephosphorylation.
AAGAAAAACGACUGGAUGUUUUUUUCCAGAAGGAAAACGACGACAGCCAACGCCACUAGAUUCCUGGGCCGUCCACCGGAAACUGCCAGGGUGGACAAGAAGUUGCUUCUUCAUAUUUGAGAAGCGCUUUGUCUAUUUGUUAUCAGCAGAGAACAACGGCCACCCGUGGCAGAUGGCGAAGAGCUUUCUAUGAAUCGUAUUUGCGAAUUCUGGAAAUCCUUCUCGUCCGCUGGAUCACCCGAUUUCGGCGUGUGCUGGGGUCGUCGGCGUUGUUGACCCCAGAGGCAUGCAAGUCACGGCAAAGACACAGCACACCCAUGAUUUUCUCGUUCCUCUCUCGCCCUUUCGCGACCGAUUUUACGCCGUCAGGCGAAUUUUGCAAGCCAUACGGAUUCUCUUUACCGUUCAACCGGUUUGGCGUAUUCAAUUUUUGUCGAGGACUGCUCCGCCACACAACCAGUGCAGUGGUGCGAGUUUCCUUCUUUUUGGGCGCUUUCCCAGCUUCAUGUUGUUUUUCUCCUGUGUUCUGAAACAGGCAGGCCUUGGGCCGUGGUCUUUGUGCGUCUUUGACUCCACUUUCGAUUUAUUCCCCCGUCCAGCCGCAAAUGGCCGCAGACGUCAGGUUUCGGCUGGCGACUAGAGGAGGCAGCAUUCACGGCCGCCAGGUCAUGGAAGCGCGGUUGCUCCCUGGGGUUCCAACCACGUGCUUGCUCGGAAUCGUUUCCAGGUGUCCUUCGCUCCAACUUUUUCGUCCAUGUAGUGUGUGAGUGCAUUUCGGUUACUUCCACCCGUUUGUUUGAUUGUCGCACAUGUUUCAGGGCUUCCUCGCUCAGCUGCCCUGCCUGUGGAUGAGGGCGCCCUGUAACGUUCGCCUUUCGACUUCCGACAAAGCUACAUUUUUGCCUGUUUUAUAAGCAUCACCAAAACCGCACAUAGUCACGCAUGUCGUGCUGAGGGGCGCAAAGAGCAGCCGUGACCAGCACAAGCUUCUCCUGUUCUGUCCGUGAGCGAUCUCUACCUCGAUUGUCGACUUCUCUUGCCCUCUUUUUCGUCAAUGAGUUUUUCCCGUCUUCGCCCCAUCGUCUCGCUUUUCAUCUCCCGUUUUAUUCCUGCCGCUUUCCAGCGCACACCACGGUUUCUCCCCGGAGAAUUUUCACUGAAUGAAGUUCUGACACUUCGAGUAGCGGGUGGCUGAGGUGUGCUUGCCACCCCAGUCCGUACCUCUUUGAGAUUUCCCGAACCCCGUCAGCUGGCGUUUUUGCCGUGGCAUUUGUAUUGAACGCCCUUUCGUGUUUGUUUCGCGGGCACAAAAAACGAGCUUGAGAAAAAUCUUUUGCGCUAACAAAGGGGGUUCAACGCGUCCGUCACGUCGGGACAUCCAGACCUGUGACAAGCUGCAGGCUAUGUCCACUCCCAGCCGCCGCCCUCGGGUGUUCGACCCGCCGAGUCGAGCGAGAAGGUGAGUUGAUUUCUUUUUCUUUUCUAGGACUUUUCGCGUAACGUCUUGGCCGUUCUGUGGCAUUCAAAGACGGUUCGCGGAUCACUCUAGAUCGUGCUUGAAAUCGCUUCCCGCUACGUCCCUUCCAAGUGGCAUGUCUGAACUCGUGGAAUCUGUGAACUCUCGCCGCGGGUCCCGAGACCUCCAGAGCCGGUUCCACGUACCACGGAUUCCUGUUGUGGCUGAAGAGUUCGCGGCGACGAGCUCACACCAAAGUCGCCUGGAGGCUGAGUUUUUUCUCGGUCGGAUAGUUCCAUCGGACCAACAGCCGAUGUUGAUAAGAUUGCUCCCUUUUGAGAGUGAUGGGCGUUUGCCGUUCCCCACGAACAAAUGAGGAUAGAAGGCGACUUCAGCGCCAGUACAAAAUGUCCUGCGGGGUUGCUCGAACAAGUGGACAUACACCAUGGCCGUGUGUGGCUUGGUGCUUGCGGCCUUUGGAAGUUCCUCUCGACUUUCCAUGGUUCUCGCGGAGUUUCUGUAUCCCUUUUUCUGUCGCAUGUGGAACACUCCGUACUGACGGCUGAAGUUCAGUUUGUACCACUCUUUCAAGAUCUUCGAAACGCCGACGCGUCCCUGCGUUUCGCGUUUGCGCCUCGCCUCGUGCUGGGUCGCGAUAUGCUCUGUAGAUCGCGUGGUUACUGGUCAUUGAGGCCGUCGUUACGGCCAAAAGCGAAGGUGUUUAGCCUGGAGGCUGGCGCCUCUUUUCAACUCGGAUUUUGAUGGAGAUGGGUUCUGACUUUCUGUAUCGUCGAAGUCAGCUAGACAAGAAGCCAGUGCUGCUAACCGAAGACUCGCUGGUUGAACUGCCACCGGAGAGUUUUCAAAAUCGUUCAUCAAGCAGGGCUUCCACUUGUCACUACCAGAGUCGCGUUCACCGGCCUUUUGCCCGCGACUGCAUGCCUUUGUCGGGUAUCUGUCAGACACCGCGUUUCGAGUGCAGUUUCACUUUCUUCUCCAGAAAAAAGCGUCAGAUUUCAACACUGCGUCCGGGCACAGCUGUUGCGUCUGUGGCUCUCUAGAUGGUAGCUGUUGAAGAAACAUAACUCGUCUUCAGAGGGAACACUUCGAGUUACGAACUGCUGGCCAAUUCGCAUGUGGAAGACCUCGUGAAAGGUACUGACGCGACUGUUGUCUUGUGGACGAACCUGUCUCUCACUGCCGCGAUGUGAAACCCUGCCUGAAUACUCUCCCCCAUGUAUGCAUAUAUAUAUAAAUAUAUAUAUAUAUAUAUAACUAUAUAUAUACUUCGAUAUAAACAUGUAUGUGUAUGCAUGUGUGCGUGCGUUUUUGCCGCUGCUGACUUGCCUUGAGACUGGGGUGAAUCUCUGAGUUCCUGAUGUCCGUCUGUGGCGCGUAUUUGCUUCUUCUUCUUUGCAUCUCUGCGUUGUGUAGAGCGUACGAACGCCACCGACGAGAGCUCGCUGAAUUUGCCGUCAGCCGCCAACAGCAACAGGUGAGUUUCUGAAGACGAAGAGUGGAUCGAAAGGAUGGCGUACAUCCGAGCACUGCAGAGUCCAUGGUGCGCCUUUGCGUGGAGCGUGUGACAAAGAACUAGAAAAAGGAUCUUGUGUCGCGCGAGCCUGCUCGAUGAAGUUAGAAACAAUCUGCGAAACAGGGUCCUUCACAAAGAGACUUCCUGACGUAGAAGUUGCCGCACAAGAUGGUGUCUGUCCACGGUUCCCUUUUCAAUGUCCGUGUUUAUAAAGAGGUUGGGAGAGAGAGAAACUCCCUACACAAAAAACAAAAUAUAUACAUAUAUACAUAUAUAUAUAUAUAUUUGUGUUUUGUGUGGAGUUCCUUUCUUCCUGAUGUGGACACACUGGCGUUUUGUGACUGGAUGUUUGGGUGCAGUUGACGGAACUCUUUACAAUUCGAUUCGUGCGUACUUGCUGACCGCAGUCGGAGCGGCCUUGGUUGCGCGUUUUUGACCCUUUCGUCUCCUCCGUUUUCUCUUUGUCACUGCGUGCUCGCAGCCCCCGGAGCCUCUGGUGAAGCGCCUGACGACUUUCCAGCUGUUGAAAGAGAACGCGAAGGAGGAAGACCGGAAGGAGAAAUUCAGGGUGAGCAUGCGUUCUCAAGGGGAAGCAGGUUCCAGAGGUGUGUAUGUGUAGAUGAGACUAGAGACGGAGACCGGGUCUGGACUGUGCGACAAGGCCUGGCACAAAUGUGGCGGGGGCUGUUUGUCGAAGGUGCGACAGGCAGUUGCGCGUUCAUGCAAAUUUCAUCAGAUACACGCCGCAUUUGUGGAUCUAAAAAGCGCGUUGAUCCUGUCUAAAUAUCGUCGAUCUCUCACACCUGUACCACCCACGAAGACACCUCUCUGUACGUAUCUAUGAUUGUCUACGUAUAUAUGUAGUGGCAUCUCUCUUUACGUCUGCGUCUGUGAUUGAGUGCUCCGUGCGCCGGCAAGAAAUGGCUUUUCGAGAUUGUGGACUUGAACGGCUUUCAACCAGUGUCUUUGCCGAGCCACUGUGUGGGGAGGUGACGUCGGGAGGAGUGGCGUCUGCGCGGUAUGUCCAUUGAACUGCAUGCGCAUUCUGGGGAGGCGUUCGAAGCUGGCUUUCGAAGCUGUUGUCUUGCGUUUGUCUCUUCAGACAGAGUUCGCACCUCUCCGCCGUCGGCCUCCUCUCCUUCUUCCUCCUCUUCUUCGUCUCUCUCUUCUCCCUCUUCGUCUCCACCCGGUUCUUCCUCGCCAUCAUCGUCUUCUUCGCGUUCCGUUGCUUCGCUGUUUGCGCCUGUGCCGGGUGCGAGCGACGGGGUGACUUUGCCCUCGCAGCGCAUCGAGCCGCGCAAGGAUUUCGUGGUGGAGACUCCCGACCCUGCAGCGCUGGCCAACGCGUCGUUCGCGUCCUGUCCCUUUGCCGCGAGUCCGUUUGCGUACCUGCGUCUCCCGCCGUUCCCGAUGCAUCCAGUUUCGGAGGCUCUGCCCUGCCUCGCGGACGAAGCCGGCGCGUCGCCUGGCCGGGUCGCGGCUUCUCCCGCGCCUCGGCCUUCGCGCGAGGCACCAAGAGCGAAGGCGAGGCGAGCGCUGUCCAGAGACACCUCGCGAGAAAAUGUGCACUCGAGGCGAAUGGUCUUCGCGACUCCGUGUCUAGAAGUCGUUUACGGGAGCGCAACUCGCAAGGGGCUGUUCCACGACAACGAAGAUCGCGUAAGCAUCGCGUACUGGGGCGGCGUCUCUGGACAGACGCUCCUCUCUUCCGUCGCUUCCGCGUCGUCGCCCUCGUCCUUCUCCCACCAGUCCUCCAUUUCCGAAGGGGAUGCAUGCGCAGCUUCUCGCGGCCUGGAAAGGCGAGACAAGUCGCGACCGUGGGGUCGCGCGUCCGACGAAGGCCUGGAAGCGAAGCGGGAGGUCCCCGAAGAGCGGGAGAGACACCUGCUUACCAACUCGCGAGGCGAGCGCGGCUUUGCUGGGAGUUGCGUCGCCCCGUCAUCGGUCUCCUCAACGCAUGCGUCUUCUUCCGCCUCCUCCGGGGGACUCUUUGGGGGGGCUUCUGGGGACUCGGAAGUCGAACGAGGCGUACCGCAGACGCCCCCCGAACCUGCGCGUUUGACGCGAAGCGACUCUUCCGGCCUCUCGCGUCUGCAGACGCUGCGCAUGCGUUUGCGAGGAGGCAGGGUCAGAUCUGUGGAGCGUGAGGACUCCACUGAGGUGCGUCCCCCGCCGGAGAGCUCUUCAGAGACUUCAGAUGAUGCGUUCGCGGGGCGCGCGCGACGUCAGAGUGACUCGGAGGACGAAGAGCUCGCCCUGCUCAAAGUCGCCUCUGUCUCUCAGGCGUACAGAGUCGAGGAGGAGAAGCGUCUUCGGCGCGCCAACAAGCUCCAGAAAAUCUCCAGCCGUAAGCCUGGGUACGACAAGGAUCGUCUGUGUAAGCGAAAUGCCCCCUCGAGUUUCUGCAGCUUCUCUGACCUCGAACAAGACGAGGGGGACGCGACAACGGGGCCGGAGCCGAGCAGUCGCGCGGCCGCUCCUUGGGAGUGUCCAUGCUUUGUCACCCCCAAGGGGAGAGUGCUGUCUCAGAAGCUACCGGCGAAACGUACUGGAGACUUGCUCGUGGAAAUGCCGUUUGUCAGCGCCAAGAAGACGCGCCCCUGUCACCGGCCAGCGCUGCGCGAGGCAGAGCUUUGGCACGACAAAGGCAAGAAGAAAGUUCAAGGGUGGGGAUACACCUCCCGCUUUCCAGUUCACGAGACGGCAGCCCCAAGCGUCGAGGGCGGCGAGGUCGCGGCGCCGCUCCCAGCCUGCUUGGCUUCGCUCCCGAGGUCGCGCAUGCAUUCUGAGAGAAACCCGUCCACGGGGAAGAAGGAGAAGCUGCCGGGUCCGGAGAAGAAGCAUCUGUUCUUCCGGAGACUUCACUCCAGGGGCGAGCGAGAGACAGGAACGCAAAGCCCAGAGAGAGAAAAGGAGCAAAAAAGAGAGCAAACGUACCAGAAUCCCAGCGAGGCCGAGAACUCUGGAGUGGCUUUUCCGAGAGAUCUGCAAAAGCUGAGCAGCGUCCAGAGCGCGUCGUCAACUGGCGCGUCGCGUUGCGUCGAACGAGAAUCGUCUCUGACGUUGAGACACGCCCCAACUUUCCUCUUCACUGUCUGCGACGGCCAUGAUGGCCCCAGCGCCGCGGUCUACGCCGCGCUCGAGCUCCCGAGGCUCCUCUGCUCCCAGGCAGGCCGUGAAGGGCUGCACGGGGAGCUUCUAGGCGAGGUAGCUUUCCCUUGCAUGCAGGCGGAAGGGCAGGCCGGCGAUGUUGCUGCUGGGGCGCGCCUCCGCGCUAGUGAUGAGGGUCGGCCUGCGAGACUCGGACGCAAGGGUGCGUCGCUCCAAGACGCCAACGAUUUCGGCAUCGACUGGGGACAGAGUCAAGACAACGAUAAAAACGACGUCUUCAAGGAGGUCUUCCAUGAGCUCGACGACAACUUCAGGCUCGAGUGCAAGCGAAUGGCGGCGAAGACGGGGCUCACUUGUACCAGCGGUGCAUGUGUGUCGUCUGUGAUGGUCCGCCGCAACGAGCUGAUUUCUCAGAGUGUCGGCGACUGCCGCGUUGCUUUGCUGAGCAUCGACCUCGACGCAGGAGCGCGCAUGUACAGAGAGGCGCUGCUCUUUGGCUCUUCCUCGGACGACCUCAUGGACGUCAGAGAUCCCGGAGACUUCUUGAGCAUUCAGGUCGCCUCCUCCGAAGACGAACAGGAUCUGUGUCCUGAGCAGCAGGCGCAGAACAUACGCCACCAGAGAACGCAAGAGGCGACGGCGAAAGAGGAGCGCAGUCGACAGGGAGAGAGAACAGCCGGAGAACUAGCCGGACAGAGAGUCGAAGAGGAGAGAAGAGCGGAACUCAAAGAGGCGCCGGAGAAAGAGGAGGCGAUGACUGUGUGCAGACGCGCAGAGAUGAGGCGAGGCAGUGAAGGGCUGGAGGGGACAGAGGGAGAGAGAGAGGGGGGGAGAACAGAAGAUAGCAAAGUGGCAGAGGUUUCUUCUCCGGGUCUCGCUGAGAAAACGAGUGAGGGAGAAGCGCGACGCGGACCGCAGUCUCUCUCGGCGGGCAUUUCAGGGGGAGAAACCGAGGCAGAGGCAAAGAACGAUGCCAGGGCCGCACCCGACCCGUCGUACUGUCCUGCCGAAGGAGCUACGACAGGCAUGUCCAGUGAGCGGUGGUCACUGGGGCAAAACGCGCCUCGUCAGUUUCUCUCGUCUCCCUCUGAGGGCACUUGGCCUUCAGGACGUGGAGAGCGCUUUCCUGUUGAUGAAGCGCGUGCGUCUCCGCGCAAGGCCUCAGACACCCAAGAAGACUUUGAUGACGACAUUCCUACAGAGACUCAGUUGGAUUCGCUGCCGGCAGUGUCCUCGGAGACCGAGAAAGGCCCUGCGGCGUCCGACGAUGCGACUUCAGUGGCUUCGUCUCGCUCUUCUGACAGUGUCCCCUACGUAGCGCGUUCUCCUUCGGUCUCCGCUGGGACUCGACCUCACGCGGGAGAACACACAGACACAUCACCCAUCUCAUCUGCCGUCUCAGCACCUUCCCCGUCUUCAUUGCCAUUGGUUUUUUCUCCCCAACCUUCAGUUUCAUCUUCGUCCUUGCCUUUAUCGUCCUCUUCCUUAGCUCGAGUCUCUUCUUCUCCCCAACCUUCAGCUUCUUCUGCCUCCUUGCCGUUGUCUUCUUCUCGCCAGAGUGGGGAGGCGCUUGGGAGUUCGGGCGCUGCCUCUUCGGAGUCGUCGCGGGAGCGUCAAGGGAAGUUGCGUCUGCGGCACCCGCGCCAGAGGAAGCCGUUUCUUCUUCAGGUUCUGCAUGCCGAGCAUCGCUGCCACAAUCCGAGAGAGCUGGCCAGGGUCCAGCGCGCAGGCGGGAGCAUUUUUGCGGGGCGUGUAGGAGGCGUCCUAGAGCCUUCGCGGUCAGUCGGAGACUUCGAUGUAAAAGACGCACAGCCUCCCGGCGUACUUAUCGCAACUCCGGAGGUUUGUCGUGUGAAGGUGAGGAAGCCGACGCUCGUGCUCCUGGGCACCGACGGGGUCUGGGACAUGCUCUGUUCGGCAGACGUCCUCGCCUGUGUGAAGAAAGUGACUCAGUUCUGGCAGCUUCUUCUCGCGGCGUUUCGCGAACGAAUGGAAGAGCUGCAGGAAGAAGCGACAGAAAAGCAAGAAAACGAAAAAGAACGAGGGGAAGGAGACCAAGUGCGGGAGUCUUCUGGGAACGGCAAGGGCGUCGCAGGGCGUGAUGUGGGGUGCGGGGGAAAGGAGACGCCUUGUGGACCUGAGAGAGAGGAGAGGCGCCAACGGCUGAAGACCGGUGUGAAAGCAGACGUCCUUUCUCGGAUUUCAGAGGAAUUAAUCAAAGUGGCAAGACGCAGAGGAAGCGACGACGACGCCACCUGUCUCGCGGUCUUCCUCAACCCUGCGCCCGCAGACUCUGAGGAGACACCUGUCUCCGAGACGGCUGGACGCACGUGUCUCCCCCUCUUCUCUGGCGGAGGGACAGGCCGUCGCGCGAAGAAGGAAAAAGACGUUUUCUGCGUCAAGGAUAACUGGAUCGCGUAGCGGGGUUGCGUGGUAUUCUUCCACCAAGCGAGUGCUCUUGUGGAAUGCAAGAAGGAUCGAGGAUCUCGGCGGCUGUAAUUGAAAGCUGGGGAGACACGUGAGGUUGCCGACAGCUGAAUCGAUAGAGGGUGUGUGUGCUGCUGUUUCGGCAUCUCAGCCUGUGCCUUGGUAGUUUCGACUUCUGCUGUGGGGGGAGUGGCCGCUUCAUCGUUUGUGACUCUUUUGCAUGCAGGCGUUUUGACAGACUUUCGUGCAUGUCGUGCUUUCUCGCCGACGGCUCGUCGCGAGUAGCGGUGCAGAAACUGGGAAACAGAUAGGAUAAGUGUCAAACGAGCGAUCGAGAGCUGCAACAACACUGACGAAAGAUGCAGCAGAAAAGGAAACAGCCAAAAACGCAGAAGCACACGCUCUACCUCGGGCGAGGCGGUUGUCGCCAACGAGACAGAUUAGGAGUCAUUUCGCUGUGGAAACACGAAAGGAGCGCAUAGUUUCUCGGUUUAUCCAAAUAGCGGCUUUUUCGCAACUUCCGAGAACAAGAAAGGAGUUCAGAGAUGGUCAACACCGAAACGACACAAUUCGUCCGCCGGCUUUCUCUCCACGAGUCACAUGUAGGAAUGCGUACGCGGAUAUCUGCCUACGUCCGUGGGCUAAUGGUAAGCAUACGAAAGAAGGCGUUGGAUGUCGUAUGGGCGUCUGCGUAACCAGCGCCCCGACACUGCAGCCAUCCUUGCCGCUUUACGGUUUGUCGGUCCAUUGUUUCUCCAACAGGGUUUCCUUCGUUUCAGCAUCUGCCCCGACCGCGAGACACACAUAUGGCACAGUUUUAGAUCCGGAUGGUCGCACUUGUUCGUCGAAUUGAAGUUCUCUUGGUGGCACCCGUCCGCGUGUUCGACAAUCCACGCGUACACAAACGCGUUCAUCCAGUAACCAAACAGUCAGGAAUUGUUCUGGUAUGUUGGCUGUUCGUUUCACGGACAAAUCCUUUGUUUGUUCUUGUGGGAAGGCGCGGCGGAGCUUGCGUUCUGUGUAAUGUCCCGUUAUUGUAUGCAGAUGACAUGGUUCCUCGACAUGUAUGGUCAACGUGACGGCGAGAAGGGAAGUCUGCUACAAAGAAAGGGAACGCUCAGCCGGGAAGUUCGCGUCUAACAUGAAUAACGGAAAAUCGACUGAGUAGAGGCCUCUAUCUUGCCAGAGGGACAGCAGCAGAACCCACCGUAGGAGAGUGGAUAUUUUAGCCACGGGGACAAAUGGAAAUCCAGGAGACGGUAUUUUGACCCAGUGAGAAACGCAGUGUCGCUGGAAUUUCAAAAUGACAGGCGGCCACUGUUACUACCUGAACCAGAACUUGCAAGAUGCUAGAGGAUCUGGAAUCUUUUUUCUGCGUCUGU